This is a messenger RNA of Ostrea edulis (European flat oyster), 2571 nucleotides long. RefSeq lists its product as uncharacterized. The transcript has 8 exons. Gene Ontology annotation, biological process: DNA-templated transcription termination. The record is from RefSeq and is a predicted model, not a curated record. Bases 26 to 1771 code for a protein of 581 amino acids. Lineage: Eukaryota; Metazoa; Mollusca; Bivalvia; Ostreida; Ostreidae.
AGCCUUUUCACGAUAAAUCUCGCACAUGCGCUCAAACGCUUCCGGACGGCAAACUACUUUGUUUACAUUGGUGACUUUGAUAACAACUAUGUCAAAGCGGGAGACUUUAAACAAGUUAAAAGUAAAUUCGUUGCGAAAGCUUGCUACAGAGUAUGGUAUUGAUGUCAGUAAGAAGAAAAAAGAAGAUCUCAUACAGGAAUUGCUAAUAUUCCAGACGUCAGCAUCUGUUUUAACACCGAUCGUGCAGCAAGAUUCGGCUGUAGGAUCCUUGACACUACCCUUUCAGGACAGUUUACCACCUUUCAACGCAGUAUUUUAUGACUCUCCAGACCACUGUUACAUUCCGAAAAUAACAUUCGGUGAUAUUUACAGUUUUUUAAUCGAAAGACCUUCACCAUAUGGGGGUACAGUAAAAAAUUUCAAGGGCCUAGACAGAGCUGUUAAGCAUUUCGAAGCUGGUGACGUCCAAGAUAUUAAGGUGUCACAGAUAAAUUCCUCAAUACUGUACAUCAGAGCUAAGUGUCAGGCUUCAAUGAAGAAACAUCACUACCAGGUGUACAUUUGCAUCUCUCGAAAUGGACAGUCAGGGACAAGUAUACAUCAUGGAUAUUGUCAAUGUCCUGUGGGGCUGGGGCAGAGCUGUAGUCAUAUUGGAAGCUUACAUUUUGCAUUGAGCCAUGCCAAACUCCAGGAAAGCUGCACAAGUAUGCCUUGCAAAUGCGUGGUACCCACAGCAAGGUCUAACAAACCCAACGGUCCACUAGAAACCUUGAGCCAAAGGAAGUCUAAAGAGGAUAAGACAGACAGCGACACCAAUGACACAGAGAAUACUUCAUUUGACCCUCGCCAUACCACUCACAGAGACUUUGACUUAAAUGCUACACUCCUUCAGUUGAGAAAUUUGAAGGAAAUUUUUCCAAGUACAGAUGAUGUCCCAAGAGCUGAGAGGGAGAUAGAGGUGGAAACAUAUGGAGAUCCAUUAGAAAUGGCAUCCAAAGCACUGAUCUUGUCCAAGGAGAAUUCGCCAAUCCCAAUUUCAAUUGAUGAAAAUCUGAGCGCCUAUGUAGAGGAAAGGACAAGAGGUCAACGAUCAUGUUCCCUUUGGAGUGAACUCCACAAAGGGAGAAUCACGAGUUCUCUCUUUGGUGCCAUUUUAAAUGCUGGACCUAACCCCAGGAACCUUGUGGACCAAAUUAUUAAUGGGUCCAGUUUGCAAAGAUAUCAAACACUUCCUCGUCCAGUCCAGUGGGGUGUAGACCAUGAGAAAGAAGCAGUGAAAGACUAUUUGACUCUGCAGAAUGCAGUCUCUGAUGUGACAGUGGAGGCAUCUGGGCUUACCAUUUACCCAUCUCAUGCAUUUUUAGGUGCAAGCAGUGAUGGAUGGGUAAAUGAUAAGUCCAUGUCCAUGGGAAAUCAGAGAGGGGUGUUAGAGAUUAAGUGCCCAUACUCAAUCUCUAAUGAAGUAAUUGUGGAAAGAGAGGUCAAUGAGCUAGCUGGGAAAGGGGGUUUUUGUUUGGAGGAUACACCAGAAGGACCAAGACUGAAACGAAAUCAUAAAUACUACGCUCAGAUUCAGGGUGAAAUGGCAAUAAUGGGGUGUCCGUGGGGUGAUUUUGUUGUCUGGACGGCAGCCAAAGACAGCAACUGUUUUAUAGAGAGAAUUUUCUUCGACUCUGAAUUUUGUACAUACGUGAUGCCAAAACUUGUUGAAUUUUUUGUUCAUCAUAUUUUGCCUUUUUAUUCUGAAAAUGAAUUAGCUCACCUGAACUGAAGGCUAAAGCAAGCUUUUCUAAUUGAAGGGUGUCCAGUGUCUGUCUGUCUAGUGUAUUCUGUUAAUUUUUCACAUUUUAAAUUUAAAAAUCUUCUUCUCAAGAACCACUGUGCAAGAAAAGAUAUAACCUUUAUGAAAGCUUCAUUACAGAGUAUAGACUUAAGUUUGCUCAAAUCAUAACCCCCAGCUUAAUGCAGUACCACAACAGCCUUAAAGGGGAUCAAAGUUAUAUAUAUCAUAUGAAUACACAGGAAAUAUAUUUAAUAAUCUUAUUCUCAAGAAAUGCAAAUUCAUGAUCAGUGAAAGCAAUAAGGAAGCAUCUUUAGUUAGUGUAGAUUCAAGUUUCUUCAUAUAAUGACCCCUGGGGUAGUUUUAAACCACUUAUAUAUUCAAACCUUUCAAUAUAAAUGUACCAAUUUCUGCUUUUCUCUAUAGAAAGUGCUCAGGUGAGCAACUGGCCUAUGGGCCUGUUUUUAUAUUAAUUUCAGAGUUCAUGUCUUUAAAUUUCUUUAUACAGAUUCACAAAAAUCCAGACAAAUGCUCCCCCUAAAAAAGAAACCAAAACUACUGUCGACAGGGUGUAUUUUGAUUUAAUGAUGGCAAAAACAAUGCAAUUUUAUAAGAAAUAUAACAUGCAUGUUACACACUUUGUAUGUAAAAGUUUCAAGUACAGCAGCACAUGAUUUUUUGUCAAAUAAAUUACUUCUGAACCUCUAAAUGAUAAAAAGGAAAGAAAAUCAACAUGGAUUUCGGUUAUAUUCAUUUCUUUAAUGUUUUGGCACAUUGGUUAAAACACUGCU